GCUAGUAGUGUACAGUUUAGGCUGUAAUAGGAAACAAGUACGAGUAAAACGUGUCAAACUGAGACAACCUAAUGUGAAGCUGAAUACAGAAGUUAGUUCAGUAACCGAUGUCUUUGUAGAUGUGUCUUUAUCCAGUAAACUUGGCAUUUUUGGUUACCAAAACAUUGUUAGUUAAUCUACCAAGAAAUAUGUGAUAGUAUAUGAUAAAGUUGAUCUUGUGAGGCUCAAGAGAAACAAAAAGAGAAAAAGAAAAACAUCAAAUGACAGGUUCUGUCUAGCGGUGAGUAUUUAAAAUGGUGCCGUGAGUACUUCACCAUGGCCGCAGUCGGGAUCUGGUCUCAGUUUGGAGCAGCCAGUAGCGGAGAAAUAGUGCAUCCCGAGUUUCUUCAGGACUACCAUAACAACUCGUCCCUACCGAAGCUCACUGGUGACGAAAACUGCUGUGAUGGAGACGGUUUGCUAGGACAUCAAGGUUUGGGCCAGAUCAACUGUAGCGGCAACUUUGAACCUAUCCCACACGAUCACGACUACUGUGAGCGAGUUGUAGUGAACGUAAGUGGCCUACGGUUCGAAACCCAGCUCCGGACGUUGAAUCAGUUCCCCGACACUCUUCUCGGUGAUCCAGCACGGCGUAUACGGUACUUUGACCCUCUCCGGAAUGAAUACUUCUUCGACAGAAACCGGCCAUGCUUCGAUGCAAUCCUUUACUAUUAUCAAAGUGGCGGGCGGCUUCGGCGACCUGUUAAUGUACCUUUAGACAUAUUUGCAGAGGAGAUUAAGUUCUACGAACUGGGCGAAGUGGCCUUCAACAAGUUCCGGGAAGAUGAAGGAUUUAUCAAGGAAGAAGAAAAGCCUCUUCCAACACACGAACUUCAGCAAAAAAUGUGGCUACUGUUUGAAUAUCCAGAAAGUUCUCAGGGGGCGCGGCUCAUCGCCAUUAUCUCCGUCGUUAUUAUCCUCCUGUCCAUCGUCAUAUUUUGCCUGGAGACCUUGCCGAACUUUAAACAUUACAAAGUCUUCAACACCACUAAUGGCAUUCUCAAAGUUGUAGAAGAUGAAGUGCCCAAAUUGAUCGAGCCUUUCUUUUUGAUUGAAACUUGUUGUAUAGUAUGGUUUACUUUUGAGUUGUUGGUACGCUUCCUGGCCUGCCCUGAUAAAAUAGCCUUUUUCAAGGACGUCAUGAACUCCAUAGAUUUAGUGGCCAUCAUUCCCUACUUUAUCACCCUGGGGACAGUGAUGGCCGGGGAAAACAACCGCUCCCCUGUCCAAACGAAUGAGAGGGUCAGCAAUAACCAGGCCAUGUCAUUAGCCAUUCUAAGGGUUAUCCGUUUGGUGCGAGUCUUCAGAAUUUUCAAACUAUCUAGACACUCCAAAGGCCUCCAGAUCCUGGGUCGGACACUGAAGGCAAGUAUGAGAGAGCUAGGCCUACUCAUCUUCUUCCUGUUCAUAGGAGUCAUUCUCUUCUCCAGCACUGUCUACUACGCUGAGGCCGACAACGAAAGGUCCAACUUCAAAUCCAUUCCGGAUGCCUUCUGGUGGGCCGUUGUAACCAUGACAACCGUGGGUUACGGGGAUAUGUGUCCUAUAGGUGUGUGGGGCAAGAUUGUGGGCUCUUUGUGCGCCAUAGCAGGUGUGCUGACCAUAGCGCUUCCAGUUCCCGUGAUCGUAUCUAAUUUCAACUACUUCUAUCACCGAGAAACCGACCAAGAGGAGAUGCAAUCACAAAACUUUAAUCACGUGACAGCCUGUCCCUACCUGCCAGGAACAGUGGGGCUAAAACCUCGUCGUGACUCUUUGAGUGAGUCGGGGUCAGACAUUAUGGAGCUCGAGGAAGGGGUUCUUCUCAGCUGUGACCAUUUGGACAAGAAGCCCAACUAUAAACCUCAACCAAGUAACAACAUUAGUGCCGUUGCUAUAGAAACAGAUGUGUGAUAGCAGUGCAGUGGCGGACAAGUGAACCUUAUUUCCUUCUAGGUGGAAACCAUAUUAGUUCUAUCUGAAGACGUGAUAAACUUGCCAACACUGAGCCAUCCAUCUACCAAGUCUCAGGUCAUCAAGGUGGCGCAGUGGACAGCCUGUUUCCGCUCAGCUCUUUCACUUUUCCUCGAGGGGCAAUCCAGCCGUUAAGAUUAGCUUUUAGAAUUUUUUUUUCUGAUUUUGUACGAAUGCGUUUCCAUAUGCCAAAAAAAUCACAUUUUCUCUUCUUAAAACAACGAUUACACCCCAUGUAAAUAUUACAACGCAAUUCAGAAUUAAAUUCUUUUACGUGCUGUAAUUUCUUUCCUAUUCUAGUUGUGGGAAGGCUUUUAAAGGUAAAUUAUAAAAAAUUAAAAUAAAAAAAAAUACUUCCAGUAAUUUAAGCGGGUGAAACGUAUCAAUGCGUGAAAGAAACACCAGUAUCUUUACAAAUUUUGCAUGGUCUACGAAUAUAACGCUUGAAAUGAUAUAUUACUCUUUAUCUUAAGAUUUCCACUUAUCCUCUUCUAGCCAGAGCAACAGAUUUUGAACUGCUAGCUCUGUUGUUUAUCGCCAUCUUUAGAAUAUCCUCCGUUCUUCUGGUAAACACGGAGAUGCAUCUAGACUUCGUUGAUUGUACACCAACUCUUAGCUCAUUCGAGUGUUAUGCAGUUUGAAAAUUAAAACACUGGUUUUUUUUCAUCUUCACUCUUCUACAAUGUGUAAGAUACUGCCCGCUUUUCAGAUGGAAGUAUAUUAAAGGGACAGAACGGAUCAUCUGCCAAAGCCAUUUUGUGGCCCUGUAAGUGCUCUUACUUCUCACAAGUUAAUCAAAAUAAUGUGAAUCUUUCAUGGUUUAUUCUGCUGGGCGGGGUCACAAAGAUACAACUUGGAAUGGAAAGUUAGUCUGCUUUGUUGUUUAGAGAACAGAUAGGGCAAUUUUAAUAAUCCCUUCAUUAAAAAAAACUAUUAACAAAAAAAAAAGAAAGAAUGGUAGUUAAUCCAGUUAAGGCAUGCGACAGAGCCCAAAGUAGAUAUACUUAUAUCUAUCUUUAUCUAUGCACAUUAGAAAGAACAUGGUGCUCCGAAAGCCUGGAACGUUAUUGUUGUUGUUGUUAGAUCAUAAAAUACUCAUUCCAAAACUUAAAGAACAGCAAAGGGGGGAAGGUGCAUCUGGCGAAAGGACAUGGUUGGCGCUGUUGCUCUCAUUACAUGUUGGUUCUCCAGCUGACCAUUGUCCUGCCUAAGUUGUUUAUUUACUUAUUACCUCGUACCUUUCCUUGCUAUUGUAUAUUAUGUGAUAUUAUUAUUAUUAUUAUGAUGUUGCUAAGCUGUUUCUGUACAAAGCCCACUCUUUUUUAUUCUACUACAAAACAAUCUUUCUAUACACGUUUUAAAAAUAUAUUUACUGUGAGUUUAUAGUUAUCAGAUAGCAACGAAGUAAUUCAGCGACCGUCCAGGUACAGUUUCCCUCCUAGCUGGUCGACAAGAGACUGGUGACCACUCUGUAACAUAUCGGACGAAUGGAGACUGUUUCCUUACUUGCACCAAGUCAGAAUUUAAUUUCCUUCAGGAUUGUAGAUAUCGCGCUCAAAUAAAGCUAUCUUUCAUUUUACCA
Limulus polyphemus (Atlantic horseshoe crab) is the source of this 3574-nucleotide messenger RNA. RefSeq names its product potassium voltage-gated channel protein Shaker-like. Gene Ontology annotation, cellular component: membrane; voltage-gated potassium channel complex. The transcript has 3 exons. Gene Ontology annotation, biological process: protein homooligomerization; potassium ion transmembrane transport. The coding region runs from base 316 to 1932 and encodes 538 amino acids. Gene Ontology annotation, molecular function: delayed rectifier potassium channel activity; protein binding. NCBI's taxonomy places the organism in Eukaryota, Metazoa, Arthropoda, Merostomata, Xiphosura, Limulidae. The record is from RefSeq and is a predicted model, not a curated record.